CGCGGCGGCGGGCAGGUUGCUGUUGUUACAUAGGAAACAGCUGAAGAGUCCCCACAUGACGGAGGGGGAAGGAGGAAGUGGGGCGACCCGCGGGGCGACGCCGACGCUCCGGUAGCCGCGGGGGGCUUCGGCGCUCGGGCGGCACCGGCCGGGAACGGGAGCGGGGGAACGGGAGCGCCCCGCCGCGGGGCUGGCGCCGGGCAUGAACGGCUUCGCCCCCGAGGAGGUGACCCCGCGGGGGGCCGACCCCGCCGCCGCCGCCGCCGCCCCGCUGGCUGGUGCCGGUGCCGCCGCGGGCUCGGCGGGCGCUGCCGGUGCCGGCGGCCCCGGGGCCGGGCAGCUGUGCUGCCUGCGGGAGGAGGGCGAGCGCUGCGGCCGCGCCGCCGGCAACGCCAGCUUCAGCAAGCGGAUCCAGAAGAGCAUCUCGCAGAAGAAGGUCAAGAUCGAGCUGGACAAGAGCGCGAGACAUCUUUAUAUCUGUGACUUCCACAAAAACUUAAUUCAGAGCGUGAGGAAUAGAAGAAAGAGGAAAGGCAGUGAUGAUGAUGGUGACUCACCAGUGCAAGACAUCGACACUCCAGAGGUUGAUUUAUAUCAGUUACAAGUAAACACACUUCGAAGGUACAAAAGACACUUCAAGCUACAGACCAGACCAGGACUUAACAAAGCACAGCUUGUUGAAAUAAUUGGCUGCCAUUUUAGGACAAUUCCAGUGAAUGAAAAGGACACCUUAACAUAUUUCAUCUACUCAGUGAAGAAUGACAAGAACAAACCAGAUCUAAAGAUGGAUAGUGGUGUUCACUAGACAGAAAAGGUUGGGACUGAGACUCAAGCUGCAAAUCAAAAGACUGAGGGUUUUUGUUGAUAUGCAAAAGCUUUCUUUGUAACUUUUUCCUCCCCAGAGUUUCUUUGUUUUAUUUUUCAUAACCUUGCUGAUUUGUUUGAAAACCAUCUCUUAUGAAACAAACUUCCUCAGCAAACUAUUUUAAAUAAAUAUCACUGAUACUGUUGCUCAA
Messenger RNA from Oxyura jamaicensis (ruddy duck), 1016 nucleotides. It is a transcript of the gene SAP30, whose product is annotated as Sin3A associated protein 30. Gene Ontology annotation, molecular function: transcription coregulator activity; protein binding. Gene Ontology annotation, cellular component: histone deacetylase complex. The record is from RefSeq and is a predicted model, not a curated record. Lineage: Eukaryota; Metazoa; Chordata; Aves; Anseriformes; Anatidae. Gene Ontology annotation, biological process: regulation of DNA-templated transcription. The coding region runs from base 203 to 805 and encodes 200 amino acids. The transcript is spliced from 5 exons.